Messenger RNA from Salvelinus fontinalis (brook trout), 2298 nucleotides. Its product is annotated as complement C1q-like protein 2. NCBI's taxonomy places the organism in Eukaryota, Metazoa, Chordata, Actinopteri, Salmoniformes, Salmonidae. Bases 1382 to 2152 code for a protein of 256 amino acids. The record is from RefSeq and is a predicted model, not a curated record. The transcript has 4 exons. Gene Ontology annotation, molecular function: protein binding.
ACUAAUAGUACUACAUACUAUUUAGAACGUACUUUUAAGUAAAAACGUAUGCAUUAAGUAACAAAUAUCAAUAUACUUCUCAUUCAUACUGAGAAGGCGUCUUCUAAUGCACAAUCCCGCUUGUUCGCCGCAAUUUGUUUAUUGUUGUCAAACACGUGAGUGUGAAAAGACAAUUCUCUUCCUCAAAGGUGUGCAGCGAAUUCUACUUGAUGAAAAGCCGGAAUGACAUCCUGGCAUUUGAAUAAUAAUCCAUUUUCGAAAUUUCACAUAGCCUAUUAUAAAACGUUCUAUUUUCGAAUACAUAAAAAGCCUACCAUUUAGAACUCAAGCAGCGUACGGGUAUUCGGGCACGGCCACUGGCUGCCUCACAAAUUACAUGACACCCUGUUAUUCCCCAUACGGGUCAGUUUAAAAUAUCUGAUGAUAAUUUAGGAUUACUAUGAAAUCAUACUAUGACAUAAGGAGGUCAUAUAUGCUCAUGACAAGUCUUACAUUACUGUAUCAUAACGUAUUGUAUGUUUUGGCUGUAGUGUUACAUUACUUGCAGACAGCAAAUGAGCAACGCAUAAACUGGAGUGUAUCUGUGAAUCGACUUUGCUCUCUCUGAACCAGGUGGCUGUCAGUCAAGUGGUGGUGGGUAGGUUUGGCUAAUCAGCACAGCCAAUUCAGAGCCUCUCCCGCACCAACAGGACACACCCCUCUUCCGCACAAAUACCCACCAUCAAAGUAGUGAAGUAAACACACACACAGCACAUGCACAUAACUUGUGUAUACCUCUGUACACACGUUAUGUACACUCUGCACCUCACACAUCGUACACACAAACAACUACAGCUAUAACACUUGUUUUGUUGACAUUUCAGAUGAAAAUACCUUUUUUCCAGACAAAUGAAACAUGCACAGCAAAAAUUGUGUGCAGGAAUAAUUUGGUCCAAUAACAUUACUAGUAUCUUGUGGAUACCAUGAUCGCACAUAUAAACAAUCUAAAACAUAUAUUUCUAAUGUUCUACAAUAAAUGUGAAUUUCCACGAAAAGGGUUGUCAAGUUUCCGGAAUUUCAAAACCCUCCACAGACACAAACCUGACAAGUUGGCAAUAUAUAUACACAAGAAGUGUGCUUGGAAAUGGGGGAGUUUUUGUUCCUGCCUCAUAUGUUCAGGAAUUACACUUAAUUACAGUAAAGUAGACUAGAGUUUCUCAACCCUGCACACAUAUACAAUGUUAUCAACAUAACUUUGAGUGACGUAGUCCUCUCUGUCGCCAGCCCCCUUUAUAACCCUGAGUGUAGGACAGCAUCAAGAGGAGCACUCGCGCUACGCAGAACAGUCAGUUCUUUAAGACUACGCAGAACAUUCUAGUCUUUUGCAGAAUAUAUCAUAAUAAUGAAGGAAGUUCUAGCCUUGCUACUGCUGUCUCUGUGCUGCUGCCUGUCCAGGGGACUGGGUGAUAAUCGGGACAGUGAGGGGUACCAGGGGACUGGGGCUAGUCUAGCUGUCUGUCUUCCCGACACCUGUGCCCUGUUCAGGGAACUUGCAGCCAUGAAAGAGAGAUUAGGAACCAUGGACCAGACGCAGGCUGCCCUGAAGGAAAGUUUUGGGGCCAUGGGACAGAAACUGGGAGCUGUGGAGACCAAGCUACAGGGCAGUGAGAGUCAGGUGGAGGAGCUGAAGAAAGUGAAUACAGCUCAAGAGGAAGAACUGAAAGCCUUGAAGAAGAGCUUAUCAACUGCCCAGCCAAAGGUGGCCUUCUCUGUAGCUCUCAGAGACUCUGGCAGUGGGAAUAUUGGACCCUUCACCACCAAUACCCCUUUACGGUACAAAAGAGUCUUCUCCAACGCCGGCAGUAGCUACAAUCCUGCUACAGGCAUCUUCACAGCCAUGGUCAGAGGGAUGUACUGCUUCCGCUACUCCAUGUACAGCAACAACUCUGGCCGUCCCAACUCUGUCGUGUCUCUGAUGAAGAACAGUGAGAUGCUGGUUACUACAUGGAACACUGAUGACAGUAUGAAUGUCCACGAAAGCGCGAGCAACGCAGCGGUAGUACAAUUGGAGGUGGGAGACAGUGUUUACAUCCAGCUCUGGGCUAACAGGGUCCUCUAUGAUGACAGUAAUAACUAUAACACCUUUACUGGGUUCCUACUGUUCACCGUGUAACAACACCAGUGGAUUUAACUGAGGUUUUGUCAAAAUUUGAAUUGAUUGACAAGAUAUUCAUUUGGCCACACAGUAUAGGUUUUCAAAACAAAUACAUCAUAACUGUAUAAGAGUGAAACGAAAUAAAAGUGAAUUGGUGUCACGUU